GCGUGAGCGUGCGCGGGCGCGUCGGCCGGCAAGGGAGCAGCAAACGGCCGGCGGCGGGCGGCGGGCGCCGCGCGGGGGGCGGGCGGCGCGGAGGAGGCGGCAGUGGCCAUGGCCGAGGCGUCGCCGCAGCCCGGACGGUACUUCUGCCACUGCUGCUCGGUCGAGAUCGUGCCGCGCCUGCCGGAUUACACCUGCCCCAGAUGCGAGUCUGGUUUUAUUGAAGAGCUUCCCGAAGAGACCAGGAGUACAGAGAAUGGUUCCGCCCCCUCCACAGCCCCCACGGACCAGAGCAGGCCACCGUUUGAGAACGCGGACCAGCACCUGUUCACACUGCCACAGGGCUACGGGCAGUUUGCUUUCGGCAUCUUUGACGACAGCUUCGAGAUCCCCACGUUCCCCCCUGGGGUGCAGGCCGACGAGGGCAGGGACCCUGAGAGCCGUCGGGAGAGAGAGCAGCACUCCCGGCACCGGUAUGGCGCCCGGCAGCCUCGCGCCCGCCUCACUGCACGACGGGCCACCGGCCGGCACGAAGGCGUCCCCACGCUGGAAGGGAUCAUCCAGCAGCUGGUCAAUGGCAUCAUCACUCCUGCCAGCAUCCCCAGCCUGGGCCUGGGCCCCUGGGGUGUCCUGCACUCAAACCCGAUGGACUACGCCUGGGGGGCCAACGGCCUGGAUGCCAUCAUCACGCAGCUCCUCAAUCAGUUUGAAAACGGGCCCCCCCCAGCAGACAAAGAGAAGAUCCAGGCCCUCCCCACCGUCCCCGUCACCGAGGAACACGUAGGCUCCGGGCUGGAGUGUCCCGUGUGCAAGGACGACUACGGGCUGGGAGAGCGCGUGCGGCAGCUGCCCUGCAGUCACCUCUUCCACGACGGCUGCAUCGUUCCCUGGCUGCAGCAGCACGACAGCUGCCCUGUGUGCCGGAAGAGCCUCACCGGACAGAACACGGCCACCAACCCCCCGGGCCUGAGCGGCGUGAGCUUCUCGUCCUCGUCGUCCUCGUCGUCCUCGAGCUCGCCAAGCAACGAAAACCCAGCGGGCAACUCGUGAGCGCGCCGGCCGGCCUCCAGAGAGGGCACAGGACCUGGGCCUUGCCAGGCCCGGCGGGGCGGGGCAGGGGGCGGCCUGGCGGGGCUGGAGCCUGGAGGUACCCCCGCCUGCCUCCACCCCCGCACCACCCCUGCGCCCGCCAUCGCCGGCCGAGCCUCGAGGACCGCAGCCCCCCCCCCCCCCCCCCCCCCCCCGGGCCGGAGCAGGCUCAGCCCUCCCCGCGGAGUGUGUCGCGCAGGAGCCUGGGCACGCGUCGACCCCCCCACCCGUUUGUCUCUAACCUCACCCCUACACAUUCGACGGCGGAAAGGUUUUUAUAAUUUUAAAUUAUUACUGCUUUGAAAUAAAUGGACGUUUAGCUCA
This is a messenger RNA of Leopardus geoffroyi (Geoffroy's cat), 1410 nucleotides long. RefSeq names its product ring finger protein 126 (gene RNF126). Lineage: Eukaryota; Metazoa; Chordata; Mammalia; Carnivora; Felidae. Gene Ontology annotation, molecular function: ubiquitin protein ligase activity. The record is from RefSeq and is a predicted model, not a curated record. Gene Ontology annotation, cellular component: cytoplasm. Gene Ontology annotation, biological process: protein ubiquitination.